Messenger RNA from Anguilla rostrata (American eel), 2659 nucleotides. RefSeq names its product carbonic anhydrase-like. Gene Ontology annotation, biological process: carbon dioxide transport; regulation of pH. The transcript is spliced from 7 exons. Bases 716 to 1498 code for a protein of 260 amino acids. Gene Ontology annotation, molecular function: zinc ion binding; carbonate dehydratase activity. Lineage: Eukaryota; Metazoa; Chordata; Actinopteri; Anguilliformes; Anguillidae. The record is from RefSeq and is a predicted model, not a curated record.
GAAAAGAGCUUAGACGCGAGCUGAUAGUGUCUUCGUUGAAGGCGUUCUGUGGGGAUGGAUAGCCUAGCGCCUAUUCUGUUGCUUUAUUCGCGAUCUUCAUGCAUUUUUCAGGAUGACUGCAAUGCAAGGCACAGCUAAGUGGAAGAGAGCAUGAUGCGAUGUGAUGUUAUUCGGGAGGUGUGUGUGUGUGCGCGCGCGUGCGUGUGCGGGUGUUCAAACAUGCAGUAUUUAUUUUCGUGCGGGCAAAGACAUAUCUCUUGGGGUGAACAAAAGUAUCAGGGAGUAGCGAGUGAUUUAGCCUAUUUUUCCAACAUCGAAGCAUUAACUGGGUGAGAUCGUCUUGGGGGCGUCGGUGAAAUAAACACGGAGAUUUAUCCAUUUUCGCAUUCCUAUAGGAGAUUAGGACCGUAUCGUGCGUUCGCGGCGGAGUCGCUACAACAGAGAGAGCGAGAGAGAGGAAUGACUGGUCAGCUCAUCGAUUGACAGCCCGCUUUCUUUAACCCCUCCCGCUGCUCAGCCUCAAGCCUGCUCAGAUCUCGUGGCCAACUCAUUGGCGCGAGGGACACAGUAGCCAGGGCAAGUCUAUAUAAGCCCCUGCACUUGUCCGUUGAGGGUAUCAGAAGAAACCGGAGUUUUGCAUCCAGUGUUAUCUCUGAGCCAACGGGAAUAACGCAAUUAUAACUUAAAACUUCUCACAAACACACAUUUUCUGACCAUGUCUCACGGAUGGGGAUACGGACCAAGCAACGGACCUGGAAAGUGGGUGGAAAACUUUCCCAUAGCCGACGGACCCCGGCAGUCUCCCGUCGACAUCGUGCCGGGCGAAGCACGGUUUGACAGCGCGCUGAAGGCGCUCAGCCUGAAGUACGACGCCGGCACCUCCAAAAGCAUCGUCAACAGCGGCCAUUCCUUCCAAGUGGACUUCGCUGACGACGAUGACAGCUCAAGUCUGACAGGGGGACCCAUAUCCGGGACGUACCGCUUGCGUCAGUUCCACUUCCACUGGGGCGGCGCCGACGACAGGGGCUCAGAGCACACAGUGGCUGGUACCAAGUACGCUGCAGAGCUGCACCUGGUCCACUGGAACACCAAGUACCCCAGCUUCGGCGACGCUGCCAGCCAGCCCGACGGCCUGGCCGUGGUGGGAGUCUUCCUGCAGAUUGGAAAUGCCAACGCCCGUCUGCAGACUGUUCUCGAUGCCCUGGAUGCCAUCAAGGCCAAGGGUCAGCAGACCACUUUUGAAAACUUUGACCCCACGACCUUGCUGCCCGGCUCUCUUGACUACUGGACGUACGACGGGUCCCUGACCACGCCCCCACUCCUGGAGAGCGUCACCUGGAUCGUCCUGAAGGAGCCAAUCAGCGUCAGCUCCGACCAGAUGACCAAGUUCCGCAGCCUGCUGUUCACCGCCGAGGGAGAGGAUGCGUCCUGCAUGAUGGACAACUACCGCCCCCCACAGCCGCUGAAGGGCCGCAAGGUCCGCGCGUCCUUCCAGUGAGCGCCCCCUACGGGGAGACGCAGAUGUAGCUGUCCCUGCAUUCAGCAUGACUAGUGCUCCCGGUGUCUCUGUCACACACCCCCCCCCCCGGGUCGCUCUGCUCUAAUAGGCUUCCCAGUCUCCACGGUAACGUCCCUGCCCUAUUUAUUUCACAAGACAGAUUUUCCCGGAGUCUGUGUCUGGUGCCAGUUUUACAGUUAGCUACUCAAAUCUGCGGCUCUCCGUAGGGCUCACCCGAACCAACAAAGGAGAGGAGCGAAUCGGGUCUUCAGUGCUCUCGGCGGGGAAUAGGAAAACUGACGCGGUGGAUCUGCAGCAGCGCACAGACACAGAGCUACCUCCGUCAGUCUAAUCUCUGACUGCCUGCCUGCUGCCGGGUCUCCACGGCUUAAUGAAAUGGAGUAGCUGCCAUCACAGCCGAGCGAACCUCAAAAUCCCCUCUGACACGCAAGCAUAUACACACGCAAGCACAUGCGCACACACACAAGCAUUUACGCGCGCGCACACAGACACACGCACAAGCACGUGAGCGCGCUCAGUUUUCCGCAGUGUGUGUUUGCACAGAUAAAGAUUCCUCUUCUCUUUUGUUUGUUUGUUGGUUUGUUUUUCUUAAGCUCUGUCAUUACCAGUAAUUGAACGUCUAAUUUAGUUUGGCAGCUUAUGCGAAAUAUAUGUUUGAUAUGUUUGUUUUGGAUUUUAAGCGAUUCAUAAGUAAUGUGUUAUUACAGAAGCCAUUUCAGUGCUUCAUUGUUGUCGUUACUGUUGUUGGGGGGGGGGGGCUGUAAAACUAUUCAGAAAUGAAGCUUUGUGUUGAAGCAUGUCAUUUGCACAGUCGAGGUGAAAGCGAUGCCAGGCUGGUAAAUCUUCCCAGCAGCAGACUGCAGCCUGUAGACGGACCGAGGCAUCAGGUCCUCAGAGCUGAGCUGGGGGCCUCUGAUCUGUGUUUGAAAAGCUAAGGGGCAGGGGAAUGUGUUAUUUAUGGGGUAACUUUUAAACUGUUUGAUUCUUGUGGUUAUCAAACAAUUUUUUUAAUGAUAAAAUUGAUUUUAUGCCUUAUGCAGAGAAAUGUUGUUAGGGUCACUCUAAGAGUUAAAGUCUAGCAGUUCUGCUACUUUGAAAGAGUGGACAUUUUAUCAACUGAAUAAAAUAUAUUUUAUGACA